AUGAUCGCCUCCUUUGAUCAGCUCGUCAAAGACUUCGAGCUUAACUUCCUAGCCUACGCCUGGCCAAAGUCGUCCGUGGCACUGCUCCUCGGACUCAACCAAAGGGAGGACGAGCCCCUCUCCCACUUUGUGAAUCGCUUUGCUACGCAGAUCCAGGGGUUGCCGGAUGCUCAUCCCUCUCUGUUGAUGCAGAUUGAGGAGCUCAUCCGCAAAGGGCACCUCGGUCGCUACCUCCAGCAAGGCGAGGAGCUUUCCCCCCACCCAAAGGGUCCCGUCGAGCGUCAGAUCAACGUGAUCACCGGCGGCCUAGUGGUCGGGGAGAACAGUAUGUCCGGACGGAAGGCAUACGCCCGAGCCACCGCGGCCGAGGCUACCAGACGUGGACCCGACCCCGAGGUCACGUUUCCUACCGAAGGGGUCGGGCGAUCCAAACACGAUGAUGCACUUGUCAUAACGGGCAGGAUUGCCAAUGCUCAAUUAAGGAGGAUCAUGAUCGACACAGGGAGCUCGGCCGAUGUACUUUAUUUUGACGCCUUCCAGAAGCUUGGGUUAGCCAGAGAAGCUUUGGAGCUGAUGACCUCGGCGCUCACCGGGUUCAUCGGCGAUUCAAUUUCACUGAUUGGAGUGGUCACUUUGCCCCAAACCUUGGGAGCACCACCAAGAUCGAAGACGGUGAUGUCCACAUUCUUAGUGGUUGACCUCCUCACUACGUACAACGCCAUCCUUGGUCGCCCAACCCUCAACAAAGUCAGAGCCGUUGUCUCCACUUACCACCAAACGGUGAAGUUCCCGACCCAUGCCGGGGUCGGCUAA
Musa acuminata AAA Group (dessert banana) is the source of this 813-nucleotide messenger RNA. RefSeq lists its product as uncharacterized. Lineage: Eukaryota; Viridiplantae; Streptophyta; Magnoliopsida; Zingiberales; Musaceae. The record is from RefSeq and is a predicted model, not a curated record. Bases 1 to 813 code for a protein of 270 amino acids. The transcript has 2 exons.